ACUGACCUUUGAAAGGAGAAGUAGGUAGCAAACAGUACUUUCCUGGCCGUGGCAGUUAAGGGCAAGAUCAACUGGCUGGACUAGGAAGCAUUUCUGUGACCACCGGGACAGAGUUUCGACAGGAGUGAACGGCAGGCUGACACUCCUCCCUCCACCGUCUCCCAUGGCUGCUUGGGCAUCACCAGCAAGAACAGAGGCAGAAGCUCUCACUGAUUGACGCUCUCCGUGCCUCAGCAGCCUGUUCUUGUCAAAGCUGUCCCCAUCAGCUUCCUAGAAAUGGCUGCAGACGUCCACAAGAAGGGUGGAGAUGUACCGAAUGGAUCAUUGGUCCCAGAUGAUGGGCAGUAUGCUGAGAGAUCAGAGAGUCCUACACCAGGACUGGCUCAGGGAACAGAACCAGGAGCAGGCCAGGAAGGAGCAAUGUUUGUUCAUGCCCAGUCCUAUGAAGACCUGACCAGCACAGACAAUCCAGACACAAUGGCUCAGAUACCAGGUGUCAGGGAAGAUGCCCCACCUGACCAGACAAAGAUAGAAGAGAUCAGCAAAGACUUCAGUGAACUGAGCACACAACUCACUGGCAUAGCACUGAACUUGGAAGAAGAAAUGAGGCAAAGCAAAGAGGACAAGCUGGACCUCUCACCACAGGUUUCAUGCCGGGACUCUGUCCUCUCAGGGAAAGAGGAAGAGGAUGUAACCAUGGAUGCCUGGCGCAUGCAUCAGAAACAUGUCUUUGUUUUGAGUGAGGCAGGCAAGCCAGUGUACUCCCGAUAUGGGUCUGAAGAAGCCCUGUCCAGCACCAUGGGGGUGAUGAUGGCACUAGUGUCCUUCGUAGAAGCACAGAAGAAUGCCAUCAGGUCUAUCCAUGCAGUGGGGACCCAAUGUGGCUUACAUCUCGUCGUAAUUCCAUAUCUCUUUACUUAUGGGUACAAGGUGGUGUUUGUGUGUAGGAGCCCCCUGGUGCUGGUUGCUGUGGCUCGGACCCAACAGUCAGAGCAAGAGAUUGCCCAAGAGCUCCUUUAUAUCUACUACCAAAUCCUCAGUCUGUUGACCUGGACCCAGCUCAAUCGCAUCUUCCAGCAGAAACAGAACUAUGACCUGCGGAGACUGUUGGCAGGCUCUGAGCGAAUCACGGACAACUUGCUUGACCUGAUGGCCAGAGACCCUAGCUUCUUGAUGGGGGCUGCACGUUGCCUGCCUAUGGCUGCUGGAGUCAGAGAUAUUGUGACCACUUGCCUCCAGCAAGCCAAAGCAAAAAGUCUGGUGUUUUCCAUCCUACUUUCCAAGAACCAGCUGGUGUCUCUGGUUAGGAAAAAGGACCAGUUCCUGCAUCCCAUUGACCUCCACUUGCUCUUUAAUCUAAUCAGCUCAUCUUCCUCAUUUAGAGAAGGAGAAGCCUGGACUCCAAUCUGCCUCCCCAAGUUCAACUCCAGCAGCUUCUUCAGUGCCCACAUUUCAUACCUGGAGCAAGAUGCAGACCUAUGCCUUCUCCUGAUCUCUACUGAUCGCGAAGACUUCUUUACUGUAUCUGCCUGCAAGCGCAGAUUCCAAGAACGUCUGAAGAAGCGUGGUGUUUAUCAGGCCCUCUUGGAGGCGCAGCGCACACCUUUCUACAGUGUCUCCCAGGUGGGGAUCCCGUAUCUCAGGCACUUCAUCUACAAAUCAAAGAGUUCAGGACUCUUCACCAGCCCAGAGAUUGAGGCCCCCUACAUCACUGAGAAGGAAAAGGAGAGACUCCUGGGACUUUAUCAAUACUUACAUAGCCGUGCCCAUAAUUCUUCCCACCCUCUAUCGAACAUCUAUUAUACUGGAUCUCAUGAAAACCUCCUGGCUUGGGUGACUAAUGCUUUUGAGCUGUACAUGUGUUUCAGUCCCCUGGGGACCAAAGCAGCAGCUGUCAGUGCUGUCCAGAAGCUUAUGAAAUGGAUCCGCAAGGAAGAAGACCGUCUUUUUAUAUUAACCCCACAGACUUAUUGAACUUGGUGUUGUGGCCUAUGCAGUCUACCUAGUGGUUGUUGAGCUUCUGCUUCUCAGAGUUGGUGAGUGGUCUAGAAAGAAAUCUUCACACCACUGGUGUGCCAAAUGUGAAGAGGAAAGGAGAAGUAGGCAGCAAAGCUCUCUGACUAUCUGGAACCUGCGGAAGGGGGCUUGUCUGAAACUGAAGCAUAAACCUCCAGUGGGAAAGGAGAAGAGAUGAUGCAGUUCAUCCAAAAUAACAAAGGGCCUGACAAAAAGAGAUUCACCUAAAUUUGAAAGGAAACUGUCUAAAUCUGAUUCCUUGAAGGUCAGAAUCGUUUAGCCCUUGGCUAAAAGCAUUUCCACACUUCCCCCUUUUUAAAGAUCAGUCUUAUCUUGUAUCGUGAAUUUUUUUGAAAAGGAAAAAACCCUCCAGCAUAUGAAUAAACUUUCUGUAUAGGCUGUGC
This is a messenger RNA of Sphaerodactylus townsendi, 2420 nucleotides long. RefSeq names its product MON1 homolog A, secretory trafficking associated (gene MON1A). The transcript has 7 exons. The coding region runs from base 277 to 1974 and encodes 565 amino acids. The record is from RefSeq and is a predicted model, not a curated record. NCBI's taxonomy places the organism in Eukaryota, Metazoa, Chordata, Lepidosauria, Squamata, Sphaerodactylidae. Gene Ontology annotation, biological process: protein targeting to vacuole; vesicle-mediated transport.